Girardinichthys multiradiatus is the source of this 1948-nucleotide messenger RNA. RefSeq names its product sialic acid-binding Ig-like lectin 14. The transcript is spliced from 7 exons. Lineage: Eukaryota; Metazoa; Chordata; Actinopteri; Cyprinodontiformes; Goodeidae. Bases 1 to 1332 code for a protein of 443 amino acids. The record is from RefSeq and is a predicted model, not a curated record.
AUGGCAGCUCUGUCUGAGAACGUGUUGACAGUCAACAUGUUACUGAUUGUCUUCUUCCUUCCAGGUGUUUCAGCUGAUUGUGGUGAUCUAAAACCAGCUCUGUUCAUCACUACACCAAAGAAGAUUGAAGCACUGAAUGGAUCUUGUUUGCACAUCCCAUGUAGCUUUAAUACAAAACAAACAACAUUUAACAACAGCAGAACUAUUUAUGGUAUCUGGAUGAAACAUAUAGCAGGUUUUAGGAAUCCAGCUUCUUCUAUUUUCAACAGCAGUGGGUCAGUUAACACCUAUUCUCUGAAUAUUACUGGAAACCUCAGAGAGGGAAACUGCACCACUCUGUUUCCUGAUUUAAAAACCAGUUAUACAGACAAAUACUUCUUCAGAGUUGAGAACGGGCCGUUCAGAGCAACAGCUUGUGCUGAUCCUCUUCAGAUAACAGUUAAAGAUUCUCCUUGGAGUCCCAGCAUUAACAUCUCUGGUGGUGAUCUGAAGGAGCAUCAGUCUGUCACUAUAACCUGCUCAGCUUUGACUCCCUGUCCACACUCACCUCCUGAACUCACCUGGAAUCUCCAACAAGACUCUCACAGACAAACAGAGAAAAACACAGAUGGAACCUUUACAACUAAAAUCCAGGAGAACAUCACUCUGUCAGACACACAUGAUGGAUACAUCAGAUGUUCUGCCAGAUAUCCUGUGAAUGGAGGAAACAAGACAGCAGAGACAGCAGUGACUCUCAGUGUUUCAUAUGCUCCUAGAAACACUUCAGCAUCCAUCAGUCCAUCAGGUUUGGUGUCAGCAGGUAGCUGGGUGGAGCUGAACUGCUCCAGCAGAGCCAAGCCUCCUGCCAGCUUCACCUGGUUCAGGAACAGCAAACAUGGAGCCAUUAAUGUAUCUGUGGGGCAGGUUUACAGCUUCAAUGUUACUGAGGGAGGAGAGUUUUACUGUGUGGCUACAAAUGAUCUGGGUAAUGAGACGUCAUCAGUGAUCCUACUUAAUACUAAGGGAUUUAUUUUCUUGGUCGCAAUUGUAGUUGGAGUCAUUUUGUUAAUCUGCCUGGUUCUUUCUGUUUGGUACUUCAAGUCCAAACGUCCAACUCCACAACAGACUCAGACCCAAACAUACCAGGAGGUUGCUGUUCAAGCCAAUGAAACAGAGGAAGAACUUCAUUAUGAGGACUUAGCCUUCCUCCAGAGGCGGCCUGAAGCUUCCUCAGUCUCAGUGCAGGACAAUGGCCAGCAGGAGACAUUGUACUCUCAGGUCAAAGUGUCUGAUGACAGUCCAGAGGAUCUCUAUGCACAAGUGAAGAAGAGAACUUCUGUCAGUGCUGUUUGAUCACAUGAGAAAAUGUAGUUUUUGUUUAUAGAGAUGUUAGUUCCUGAAUGUGUUUAGUUUUUUAAUACGACUUAUUGACAGGAAUAUCAAUCUUCUCUAAGUCUCUCAUAUUUAUCACUUAUGAUUUCAUCAUCGUAACAAAUAAUUUCUCUGUCAAAUUAUUACCUUUAAUCUUUCAAGACAACUCACAACGUAAAAUACCUGAAUGUAUCAUAAAAGAUAGUGUAUUAAAAUGUUAUUUCUUUUUUGUGCUUGAUGCAUUACAGCUUUAAAACCAAAUCUAUGGUGUCUCAUUAUGAUAAAGUUGUACCCUUAUUGGUGGUAGAGAUGCACUGAUUAGGGUUGUGUGUUUCAGGUUUAUUCAUUUUUGUGCUGCAGUGCCUGCAUUGAUUUUAGUUUAUAUCGAUUUCUCUUUAAAACUUCUUUUAAUGUCAUUCAGAAUGUUUUUCUGUUCUUCCUUCCAGCUCUGAGUUAGUUUCCACCUUCAACAUUUGACACCCUCAUUUUGUAACCAUAUAAAGCCAUUUCACGCUCAUGUACCUCCAGUGAAUUUGAAUGCAUUCUCUUGGUAGUUAAGUAUUUUGAUGAAUUGUAGAAAUAAACAAUCAAAAAUGCG